AUGCUAUUUCGGAAGAUUUUAAGUUGGCGUUUUAUUCGAGGCAUCGGAUAUUUUUAUUGUGCAUCCUAUGUAGUUGGUGCACAUAUUGGUGAAUUAGUUAUAUGUUCUGGAGAAUCAAUGCAUCCAACGAUACAAGAUGGUGAUUUGGUGAUUGCGGAACGUCUCAGUGUCCAUCUACGCAAUCUUUGGCGUGGCGAUAUUGUUGGUACAUAUUCACCCUAUAAUCCAUCGGAAAUGCUUUGUAAACGUCUGACUGCAAAGGAAUGUGAUGUAGUGUUGAACUGCAGUUUGUUGCCGAAUAAAAGAAUCCCUAAAGGACAUAUAUUCUUAGAAGGUGAUAAUGCUAUGGUUUCGGCGGAUUCUCGGACAUUUGGUCCUGUACCAGAAGGUUUAGUGCAAGUACGCUUAAUCUUCAGAAUAUGGCCAUUAUCGAGAGCAGGAUGGGUAUCUGAUCAUUGGUUUUGGGAGAAACCAGAGCAGUAA
This is a messenger RNA of Thelazia callipaeda (thelaziosis nematode), 483 nucleotides long. NCBI's taxonomy places the organism in Eukaryota, Metazoa, Nematoda, Chromadorea, Rhabditida, Thelaziidae. The record is from the annotation of a GenBank genome assembly.